AUGGAAGCACCUGAAUGGGUCGACAAUGCAGUAGAUUUAGGUACUACAAUUAUGGCCGUUGAAUUUGACGGUGGUGUUGUUAUGGGAGCAGACAGUAGAACAACCACAGGUGCAUAUAUCGCUAAUAGAGUAACCAACAAGAUUACUCCUAUUCAUGAAAAGAUUUAUUGUUGUAGAUCAGGUUCUGCUGCCGAUACUCAAGCAAUCUCUGAUUAUGUUAGAUACUAUCUCGAAAUGCAUACACAAGAGUUGGAUGAUCAACCGGUAGUAAAGACAGCAGCUUCAUUAUUCCAAUUACUUUGUUAUAAUAAUAAGAACAACUUGAUGGCAGGUAUCAUCGUUGCAGGUUGGGACAAGGACAAAGGAGGAAGCGUUUAUAAUAUCUCUCUUGGUGGUUCAAUGAUCAAGCAACCAUUUGCAAUGAGUGGAUCUGGUUCUACCUAUCUCUAUGGUCAUUGCGAUGCUCAAUUUAAACCAGGAAUGACCAAGGAAGAAUGUGUAAAAUUUGUUCAAAAUGCAUUGGCAUUGGCUAUGUUCAGAGAUGGUUCAUCUGGUGGUGUUAUUAGACUUUGUAUUAUUGACAAGGAAAAUGUAGAAAGAAGAACUAUUCCAGGCAACCAAUUGCCAAGAUUCUGGGAAGGCUAA
Messenger RNA from Cavenderia fasciculata, 645 nucleotides. RefSeq names its product proteasome subunit beta type 6 (gene psmB6). The record is from RefSeq and is a predicted model, not a curated record. Gene Ontology annotation, cellular component: proteasome core complex. Gene Ontology annotation, molecular function: threonine-type endopeptidase activity. The transcript has 4 exons. NCBI's taxonomy places the organism in Eukaryota, Evosea, Eumycetozoa, Acytosteliales, Cavenderiaceae. The coding region runs from base 1 to 645 and encodes 214 amino acids.